AUGGAUCUACAAUGUGCCAAAGUAAAAAAUCCAUGUAAAUUCUGUCUGCAGGGUGUUACUAACAAGAAUGGACUACAGUGUAUGGGAGCGUGUGGAAGAUGGGCUCAUUAUAAGUGCCUUAGCUAUACUCCAGGCAAAAUUUCUGACAUAAAAGCUGGACUCAUAAAAGUGACUUGCCCUUGCCCGGAUUGCAACACAUCACAACCAAAGGAAUUUUUGAAAAACCCUCCCUAUUCAUGUUCAAAUCAUGAAUGCCCUGCUAAUAAGCUCCCUAAAUGUGAUUCUUCGGGGUGCCCAGCGAAUCGGAAAAACGUGGUGUCUUUCCCAAGUCCGCCGUCUCCGGAAUAUAAAGAUCCAUGCAGUCCAGUUUCAUCUAGUCCGAAUAGCCCUAGUAGUCCAGCCAGCCCUGACAGCCGAGAAUGUCCUCCUAGAAAUCCUCCCACUUGUAUUCGUGCUCCAACUCCACCAACUCCUCCAAGUCCCCCAAGCUGCCCUCCAAGUCCGCCUCGUUGCCCAGCAAAACCUCGUUGUUACUCGCCAUGCCCUCCAUGCUGUCCAGGUCCAACGAAUGCUCCACCAUGCCCUGUAACUCCUCCGCCAUGUCCGCCAAACCCACCCAAAUGUCCGCCACCUCCUCCUAAGUGCCCUCCACCUCCACCCAAAUGUCCACCACCCCCACCCAAAAAUCCUCCACCCCCUCCUAAAUGUCCCCCUCCAAAGUGCCCCCCUCGUAAGUGCUCCCCUCCUAAGUGCCCCCCUCCUAAGUGCCCCCCUCCUAAAUGCCCUUCGACCCCUCGAUGUAGAACUCCGAGCCCCUCCUGUAAGCCCCCACCAUGUUCAAAGCCAAAGUCACCUCGAUGCCCUAGCUCACAAAAACCUACUUGCCCUCCUCCAGCCAAACCUUCUUGUUUUCCUGCUUCUCCUCCAACCCCUCCUUGUCUCGUUCAAAAUUAUAGUGCUACACGACGACCGAAUCAUUCUGUUCCACAGCAGCCUGCGUAUGUUGACGUCGGAACUCCAAUGAAAUCACCAUCUUGUUCAGUUUUAUCUUAUGACGUUCCAGAGGUUUCAUCAUCAUUUGAAAAAACGUCAUCGGUAGUGUUGAUGGCAAAUAACUCGGACUAUUCCAUGAAUGCAUAUGAUGAGGAUAUUCCACAAGAGGAGGCGGCAUUGAAAGCUACUUCAGCAACUCAGAUUCCUGAAGAAAGGGACAACAACAUUUAUAACUCACCAUCUUUUGACUAUCAGUGCAGUCAGACGUACAUUUCAUCGUCGCUCACGCAGAUCGCGUAUGACCCAGAAGAAACUAUGGUAUCCAAUCUGCAGAAAAUGAAUGCAGCUAUCGACCAACUCAGUUCAAAAAUUAAGUCUUUCAUGAAAAAAGUUGAAAUGCGUGAACGUUGA
Arctia plantaginis is the source of this 1404-nucleotide messenger RNA. The record is from the annotation of a GenBank genome assembly. Lineage: Eukaryota; Metazoa; Arthropoda; Insecta; Lepidoptera; Erebidae.